Messenger RNA from Macadamia integrifolia, 817 nucleotides. RefSeq names its product protein TIC 20-II, chloroplastic. The transcript has a single exon. The record is from RefSeq and is a predicted model, not a curated record. Lineage: Eukaryota; Viridiplantae; Streptophyta; Magnoliopsida; Proteales; Proteaceae. Bases 35 to 733 code for a protein of 232 amino acids.
UAGAGUUCAGGUAAGCAGAGCACAGAAAGCGAAAAUGGCUUCUCUACCUCUGCUUCGUCUCUCCCUUCAUCCUUCUCCACAAACCCUAAAUAAACCCUACUUCCCCUCUCCCUCUCUAGCCGUCCGAUCUCCUCAAACCCUAAAGAAAUCCUACUUGCCCUCUGCUUCACUAGCUGUUCUAAUCCCACAUUCCCUUCGAUCAACAAUCAAGAUUUCCCCCCGCCGCCCAACCCAACCUCCGUCGAAGAAGACCAUUUGCAUGUCAUAUCAGACGGUUCCGGCCACCGAUAGGUUAAUCUCAGUUGUCGCUUACUUUCUCCCGUUCUUCAAUGGUUUACAGUACGGACGUUUCCUCUUUACAAGGUACCCUAACUUAGGGCUUCUUCUGGAACCGAUCUUGCCUUUCUUGAGCUUCUACAAAUCGAUCCCUUACGCGAGCUUUGUGGCAUUCUUUGCUCUGUACCUGGGCGUCGUGAGGAACCCUAGUUUUAACAGGUAUGUAAGGUUCAAUUCGAUGCAGGCAGUCGUGUUGGAUGUGCUUUUGGUGCUUCCUUUGCUGAUCCAAAGGAUCAUUAAUCCUGGUAAAGGGCUAGGGUUUCGAUUUCUGGUGAUGGGUUAUAAUGCCAUCUUUGUGUUCAUCGUGGCUUGCUUUUUGUAUAGCGUUGGGUUUUGUAUUCUGGGUAGGACUCCUUACUUGCCAUUUGUUGCUGAUGCUGCGGAAAGGCAGCUUUGAGUUUCAUGAUAUGAAUCUAUUCAAUUAGUUGGAUAUGUAGUCGUUUACUUUUUAUUCAAUUAAUUGGGUGUUUGAAGAAUUAAA